Molecule: messenger RNA, 1133 nt
Organism: Brachypodium distachyon (stiff brome)
Lineage: Eukaryota; Viridiplantae; Streptophyta; Magnoliopsida; Poales; Poaceae
Exons: 2
Coding region: 16-1017 (333 amino acids)
Source: RefSeq, a predicted model, not a curated record
UCGAGUUUCUUUCUGAUGCUGUCCGUGAUGUUCACCAUAAGCAAUCUCUUGCGUUUCAUCCUGGCAGCAGCGAUCGCCGCGGCCUGUGCCGUGAUGUUGCUGUCGCCUUCUUCGUGUCCGGGCGGGCCGGACCAGAAGGAGCUUGGCUUCCGCAAUGGGACCCAAGCAGAUAGGAAUAUCGGCAUGGCUACGGCUGCAAGAAAAGAUGACGACGGCCUUGCGGAGCUGCUGAGAAGCGCGGCCAUGGAGAACAACGUCAUCAUACUGACCUUCACAAACGAGGCAUGGACGGCGCCCGGCUCGCUGCUGGACCUCUUCCUGGAGAGCUUCCGCAUCGGCGUGAACACGCAGCCCCUGCUGAAGCACCUCGUCAUCGUGGCCGCCGACGUCAAGGCCUUCGAGCGGUGCCAGCGCGUGCACCCGCUCUGCCACCUCCUCCUCGACACCGGCGGCGGCGGCGCCAAGUUCGCGGCAGACAAGGCGUACAUGAGCCCGGACUACCUGGAGAUGAUGUGGGUGCGCAACAAGUUCCAGACCCGGGUCCUGGAGCUGGGCUACACCUUCGUGUUCACGGACGUGGACAUGGUGUGGUUCCGGAACCCGCUGCUGCGGAUCCCCGUCGGCGCCGACAUCGCCAUCUCCUGCGACAGGUACAAGAACGGCGAGGAACCCUACGACCUGCGGAAGGAGGCCAACGGCGGGUUCCUCUACGCGAGGCCCAACAACAGGACGCUGGGCUUCUUCGUGGACUGGUACGAGGCGAGGACGCGGUACACGGGCCUCCACGACCAGCACGUGUUCGAGAAGGUCAAGGACGAGCUGUCGCGGCGGCACGGCGCGGCGGUGCAGUUCGUCGACACGGCCUACUUUGGGGGCUUCUGCGAGCCCAAGAUGGACUUCCGGAAGCUCUGCACCUUCCACGGGAACUGCCUCAAGGGGCUCGGGACCAAGAUGGGCCGGCUACGGGAUGUCCUGGGUGAGUGGAAGCAGUUCAGGAACGGUACGCAUCCAAAGUGAAUUGAGUAUCUGUUUUUGAUUCUUAAAAAAAAGACAAAUGCGAGCAUGGAUAAUGUCAGAAAUUUUGUUUUUUGUGUUUGUCUUCUUGCCACCUAUUCACAUCAGGUUUUUUUUUU